Lutzomyia longipalpis is the source of this 2670-nucleotide messenger RNA. RefSeq lists its product as uncharacterized. The record is from RefSeq and is a predicted model, not a curated record. The transcript is spliced from 4 exons. Lineage: Eukaryota; Metazoa; Arthropoda; Insecta; Diptera; Psychodidae. Bases 540 to 2516 code for a protein of 658 amino acids.
UCCAUCCACCCAACAUCCCUGGAGGAGAGAUUCCAUACAGCACCACAAACUCACAAAGUUUCAGUCACAUUUGCACUUUCCCCGGGUCGAGUGGUCAAAGUUCCCACACAGAGAGCGACAUAAUUGAGUGGAUGCUGUUUUUUUCUCUUCUAUAAGAUUUGAGGAAGAAGUGAAGAUUCCCAUCUCUCACGUCUGUGGCGCAAUUUUGCACCACCUGAGGCUUCCUGUGUGGAGAUAUUCCGUAUACCCCGUGGGUGCCUCACCCCAGCGAAGGAACCCCGAAAAAAAAAUAGUCUGUGCACGGUGAAUGAAAAAUAGAGUGGGAGGUUUGUUUUGGGGGGUGGUGAUUGUGUGUGAAAAAGGGAGUGAAAAUGACUUUCUUUCCACCACCGUCUAGGGCAGUUUAUUUUUUCACAUUUGGGUACCAUCUGGCUGAAUUAAAACUGCCAAUGCUCAAUUGAAAAUAUUUCUCACAGUGAAAUUAAUAUAAAUUCCAUUUGUGAAGAAAUUUCUGCAACGAAAGCAAAAAUUGAAGUAAGAUGACGGUUGUGAAGGUACUGGAAAGUCGUUAUCGGCAGAAUUUUAUGAAACUCCUGCUAAUCUUCACGGUGGCUGUGGCACUACUCUUCUUCAUCUUCAAUGCGGAAACACUGAAAUCAUCGGGGCUCUACACAAAGCUCCUUCGCUUCACGGGUGACCCACUUGAUGAUGUUGAUCCCGAGAGUGAGGCAUACUUUGUGAAUACAGUUGGAUGCAAAAUGCCCAAAUUUCCCAUCUUUGACACCCACAUACGACGCUUCAUUGCGGAUCCAACGGUGAUUCACUGCUCCACGGGUAUUACGGCGUCCGAUGGGAAAUACAUUUGGAUCCGUUUGAAUGCUACGGAAUUGCAGGCACUGUACAACGUCACGGAUCCCACCCUACUCUCAUGCUACUACCAAGCAUUUGCACGGAAGAGCGACAUGUGGAUCAAGUUUCAGCACGAGGUGACGCCCAUCGUGUUCGGGGAGCGUCAUCGCGUGGCCCCCGGGGAGGAAUUUGUCAAAGUGACGUGCGACAACUUUGGCCUGGGCGAAAUUUACCAGGACUUUCACUACUUUGUACCCGACCGCAUGCCCCCCGGGGAUGUUGUCCCGGCGGCCAGUAGGCGGAAAGUUAACGUUGUGGUAAUUGGCAUCGACAGCGUCUCCAGGCUCAAUUUUCGGCGCCAACUGAAAAAGACCACGAGGGUCUUACUUGAGGAAUUGGGUGCCAUUGAGAUGGAAGGAUACAAUAAGGUGGGCGACAAUACAUAUCCGAAUCUCGUACCGGUGCUCUCUGGCCUGGAGGCAUCUGAAUUAGAAUCAAUUUGUAUGCCAGAUAAAAAUUCAACGUACGACAGUUGCCACUUUAUUUGGCGUGACUACUCACGUCGUGGCUACUUGACAGCCUUUGCUGAGGACAUUGGCUACCUGGGGUUGUUUAACUACUUCAAAAAGGGCUUCCGCAAUCAACCCACCGACUACUACACGCGCCCCCUCAUAACGGCCAUGGAACGUCAAAUUGCAUACAAAAAAGUCGGCAAUGUCUACCUGUGCUAUGGGAGUAAGACCCCAUUUGAGAUUCUCUUUGAUUACAUCCACAAAUUUGUUCAGAGUCUACAGGAGAGGCGAUUCUUUGGCUUCUUCUGGACAUCCUCAUUCACCCACGACUACCUCAAUAUGCCAAAACUCAUCGAUGGGAAAAUUGUGAGCUUCUUACGGCAACUCAAUCAUGAGGCUCUCCUCAAUGAUACCGUCCUUAUUCUCAUGAGUGACCACGGAUUACGAUGGGGGAGCUUCCGAAGUACCUACCAGGGUAUGAUGGAGGAGAGACAACCCUUCAUGUAUACAAUCUUCCCUAAAUGGUUCCAUGUGGACUUCCCCCGUGCAAUGCGGCACUUUCGACGAAAUACGCGUCGCUUAUCGUCGCAUUUUGAUCUGCACGAAAUGCUGCGAGAUUUGGCACGGCUGGAGCAACUCGAUGAUGAUGCCAUUGAUGCCAGAGCAGCGGAUUUGGCUGCAGCUGAUCCCCUUCCGCGUGGUAUUAGCCCCUUUCUUCCCAUACCCGCAACACGCACAUGCGAUGCAGCAGGUAUUUUGCCACACUGGUGCACGUGCCAUGAGAAACAGACUGUCCCAACAAUUGAUCAAGGAGUCCUACGUGUGGCACGCUUUGUACUGCGUGAGCUCAAUGAUCGUGUAGCAACGGUGCCCCAAUGUGCGCGACUUCAUCUCAAUACCAUCCUCGAGGCAACACGGGCCACCUUGAGUGCCGAUGCAACCUCAAAAGUGCCAACAACGGGACAAAUGUUCGAUCUCACGGUACGACUGCGAACGAAGCCGGGCAUGGGGGAGUUUGAGGCGACGGUACGCGUGAAAACGGAGGAGGACAUGGAACUCACAGGACCCAUAAGUCGAACGAAUCUCUAUGGGCGACAGAGUGCCUGUGUGGAUGAUCCGCAGCUCAAACUCUACUGCUACUGUGGCAGGCACUGAACUCUAAUAACAUCUACCUAAGUAGAGGAAUUGUCAGUUUUUUUGUACCAAAGACUUUUUAGCUUUUAAAUAAGAAAAGUAUGUAUGUAUGUAAUCUUUAAUCUCUCGAAAUGAGUAUUAAAUUAGCAAUUUUAUCAUCAAAAUGAGCAAUAAA